Molecule: messenger RNA, 3408 nt
Organism: Silurus meridionalis
Lineage: Eukaryota; Metazoa; Chordata; Actinopteri; Siluriformes; Siluridae
Gene: cnga1a
Product: cyclic nucleotide gated channel subunit alpha 1a
Exons: 7
Coding region: 190-2136 (648 amino acids)
Biological process (GO): monoatomic cation transmembrane transport
Cellular component (GO): plasma membrane; intracellular cyclic nucleotide activated cation channel complex
Molecular function (GO): intracellularly cAMP-activated cation channel activity; protein-containing complex binding; intracellularly cGMP-activated cation channel activity
Source: RefSeq, a predicted model, not a curated record
ACUGUCACUUCAUCCUCUUAUGAAUCGCUCAAUCCUUUUCAGGGUCAGCAAACAGCCAGCACAAGCACUCGAAACAAACAGUGUACAGAAUUACAACCACACUCAAGAGGAUGGAGCUGAAGCUACAAGCAUCAGCUGGGUCACACUGACACCAUACACUGAAUAGACUUUUUUUUUAAAUCAAUCGCCAUGACGAUCGUGGCGACUUUGGGAAUCGCGGCUCCUCCCCGAAUGCCUCCACUGAUAGAGGAAGACCUGGAGGAAGACAGUGAGGAUGAAGAUUUUCCAAAUUCUUCUAUCUCGAUCGCACACUUUAACUUCAACAACAGCAACAACGAUGAAGAACAAGGAAAGAAGAAGAAAGCAAAAAAAGAAAAGAAAGAAAGAAGAGAAAAAAGAGAAAAGAAAAAAAGAAAGGAGCAGAAGGAGAAGGAGAAUGUGAAGGAAAAGGAGAAAGGAAAUGAGAAGGAGAAAAAAGAAGAGUCUAAGGAGGUGUUUGUGAUUAACCCGGCCAGUAACCUGUACUACCAGUGGCUCCUGCUCAUCACUUUGCCCGUCAUGUACAACUGGACCCUGAUCAUUGCGAGAGCAUGCUUUGAAGAGCUGCAGCAUGAAUACCUGAUCACGUGGUUCUUCCUCGACUACAUCUGUGAUCUCCUUUACCUGGCUGACAUGGCCUUCAGGACGAGGACUGGCUACCUCGAGCAGGGUUUGCUUGUCAAAGACGAAAAACUCCUCAUCAAGAAUUACAGGGACAGCCCUCAGUUCCGGCUCGAUGUCAUCUCGAUGAUCCCCACCGACGUGCUGUACUUCGUCCUGGGACUGGACUACCCCGAGAUCCGCAUCAACAAGCUGUUACGCCUCAACCGCAUGUUUGAGUUCUUUGAGCGCUCGCAGACCAUGACCAACUACCCUAACAUCUUCCGCAUCUGCACUCUGGUCAUGUAUAUCAUCAUUAUCAUUCACUGGAACGCAUGUCUCUACUUCUCCUUCUCCAAAGCCAUCGGUUUUGGUUCAGAUGCCUGGGUCUACCCAGCACUCACUGAGCCUGAGUUUGGGGACUUGUUGAGGAAGUACUCUUUCAGCCUCUACUGGUCCACACUGACCCUCACCACCAUCGGGGAAACACCUUCUCCUGAGCUGGACUCAGAGUUCCUCUUCCAUGUAGUAGACUUCCUGGUUGGUGUCCUGAUCUUCGCCACCAUUGUUGGGAAUAUCGCCACAAUGAUCUCCAACAUGAAUGCGGCCCAAGCCCAGUUUCAGGCACGCAUUGACAGCAUCAAGCAAUACAUGCAAGUGCGGCAUGUAAGCAAAGACCUGGAGAAGCGAGUCAUCAAGUGGUUUGAUUAUCUGUGGACCAAUAAGAAGGCACAAGAUGAAAGGGAGGUGCUCAGGUACCUGCCGGACAAACUGCGAGCAGAGAUUGGUAUGAACGUUCACCUGGAUACGUUGAAGAAGGUAAGGAUCUUUGCAGACUGCGAAGCUGGACUGCUUAUUGAGCUCAUCCUUAAAUUGCGACCUCAGGUGUUUAGCCCCGGCGAUUACAUCUGCCGCAAGGGAGACAUCGGGCGGGAGAUGUACAUCAUCAAGGAGGGAAAACUGGCCGUGGUGGCUGAUGAUGGUGUCACUGAGUUUUGUGUUUUGGGUGAUGGGAGUUAUUUUGGUGAGAUCAGCAUCCUGAGCAUCAAAGGCAGCAAAGCAGGGAACCGCAGGACUGCGAACAUUCGCAGCAUCGGAUACUCUGACCUCUUCUGCUUGUCCAAGGAUGACCUAAUGGAAGCUCUGACCGAGUACCCUGAUGCUAAGAACAUGCUGGAGGAAAAGGGGCGGCAGAUCUUGAUGAAAGAUGGUUUGAUUGAAACAGACCCGGCCAACCUGAAGCCAGACCAGAAGGACCUUGAGGACAGAGUGAACCGCAUCUACAACACCAUGGAGCAGAUGCAGGCAAAAGUGAAGAAACUGCUUGCAGAUUACGAGAAGACAGAUAAAAAGCUAAAAGAGCGCAUUGUUUGGAUAGAACGCUACACUGGGGAGGAGGUGGAUGAAGAGGAUGAAGACGAGGGGCAGAAGGAAGCAAAAGAAGGAGAAGCUGCACCAGGAAAAGUGGAAGAGGAGAAGAAAGAAGAGGACAAGUGAAAGGGCUGAAGCAAUGUGGUCUUCAUUAUGAAAAACUAGAAGGUUUCACUUUCAAAAACAGUUAAAGGAAACGUAUCUUUGCUUAAUUAAUGAAACCUCUAAAGAACUCUUGAAGACCCUUCUUGAAGACGGUCUUUGGAUGCUGUAGCAUGAAAUUUUCCCUUCAAUUGAAGACCCAACCCUGUUACAGAAUGACAGAAAGUACACAAAGCCAGCUCCAUGAAGAUCUGCUUUCCAUGGGUUUGGAGUGGAAGAUCUCAUGCUAUAGAGCUCCAAAUCCUAUUAAACACCUUUGGGAUGUACGUGAAUUUUACUAAUACUUUUGUAGCUGAAUGAAUCCCCACAAAACUCAGUAAGCACACUCUAACAUCUAGUGAAAUUCUCCCAACCAUUAAACUUGUGUUUUCUGUGACAGAACCACAGAACCUAUGAGAAAAGGAAAAGCCGCUUUAUUGUAGAUGAAUUUUUUUUUAGACUCCGUGUUUCAGAGAUAAAUUCCCAACUCUGGGAAACAGUUUAAUUAUCUCAGUGAAGGCAUUAACUCUAGACGAGAGAGGGAAUUGAAAUUGGAGUUAUGUUUUGCGUAGUUAAUAAGUUCAUUAAGAGUUUGGAUGAAUGUUUUCUUUCCACAGGAAAACAACAAACUCAUUAUCCUAGUUUAUUUAUGCUAAUAGGGGUUUAGCCACGUUUCCAGGGACAGGAGAUGCUCAGGAGAAUCAUCAAUAUUACUAUUAAUAUAGACCUUUUUCAAUCUUUACAAACAAAAUAUUAGUUUUUGCUUUAUUUUUUAAUUAAACCUGCAAAGAGUUGAUUCUGCAGCUGAGUACUAGCCUUCUCAAAGAUCUGUAGAUAAAAUAAUAACGGGACAAAACCGUUUGGCAGAAUGUCUAAGAGAUUAUAUUGUGCUACUGUAAAGGAUCAUCUAUAAAAAAAUAAACACUGACACUUUUUUUUUCUUUUUUAAGUAUUGAGUUGUAAUAUAUGAUGUAACAUAUAUGGAAGGAGUUUUCAGUAUCAGCGUUUUUGUAGCAGUCAGACUCCAAGAUCUGCUUUCCAUGGGUUGGAGUGGAAGAUCUCCUGCUAUAGUGCUAUUGAACACACUUGGGUUGAAUUGUUCAUGCUGACUGCACCCCAGACCUCCUCAACUCACCUACUUCAGUACCUGACUUUAUCAACACCCUUGUGGCUGAAUGAAUAUCAUACAAAUCUCAACAAACACAAUCCAACAUCUUCCCUGGAAGAAAUGAAUGAAUAAAUAUAAUCAUUUCAGCA